Messenger RNA from Westerdykella ornata, 2959 nucleotides. RefSeq names its product neutral ceramidase precursor. Gene Ontology annotation, biological process: ceramide catabolic process; sphingosine biosynthetic process; long-chain fatty acid biosynthetic process. The coding region runs from base 470 to 2743 and encodes 757 amino acids. Gene Ontology annotation, molecular function: N-acylsphingosine amidohydrolase activity. The transcript is spliced from 2 exons. Lineage: Eukaryota; Fungi; Ascomycota; Dothideomycetes; Pleosporales; Sporormiaceae. The record is from RefSeq and is a predicted model, not a curated record. Gene Ontology annotation, cellular component: extracellular region.
CAUCUCCCCCAUCAUUGAGAUGGAAAACGCCUCACCGAGCAUGAUGCCGCCCUCCGGCUCCCUCUCGUCGAGUCAAUCGAAAUAAUGGAAAACUCACCGCGUUGAUUACCCCUGACACGGUCAUCCAGCACCCUCGAAUACUGCCCCUAGCAGGGACCCUUGCCCUGUGUCAUCAUGCUGCGCUUUCACUCGGACAAGCGAAAGGACAGCAGACAACCAUUCAUCCACUCGCAGCCCUCGCAGCCAUCUCUCCUCCACACUUCGCAUAUCCGCCCGGGCUCCUGGUCUGCCCUCGGUACGACGUGCGAGCUGCCUUUUGCAGUCACCUUCCCAGGCUGGCCCUGUGUUCAUUCGUUGCACGACUCCCCCUCCCCGGUCUCCUUGUUGUGUUUAAACACCGCACAGGUCCCCCUAUGCUGCCCUCAGCGUGGACACACCCUCCGUACACCUGCGAGCAUCGCCUGGGAAAAUGGCACGCCCGCAUAUCGCAGUCGCCUUAGGCGUCGCCUCGUUGGUUCUGCUCAUCGUUGUCCAGCUUGUGAGCAACUUGGGCUUUCCCCAGGUUGACUUUUGGCAUGGGCGCCUCGAUCAAGACCAUCAUGGAAUUGCGCAGAGACAUCUUCUCACUGAGAAGCAGGCAGGGGAUAGCGAUCAAAAUCCAGGGCAGUAUCUCAUCGGCGUUGGAAAGGCCGACAUCACCGGGCCUGUUGUAGAACUCAACUUAAUGGGCUACGCAAAUUCCUCGCAAAUCGGCACAGGACUGCGCCAGCGCCUGUAUUCACGCGCCUUCAUUGUAGGAAGCCCUAGUACCCCGAGCGAUCGCUUCGUCUACCUCGUUCUGGACACCGGGAUGGGAGAUACUGCCAUCCGGAAUGGCAUUUUGGAAGGCCUUCAGAAUCUCGGCUCCGAUUAUUCCAUCUAUACCAAAAAGAAUGUUGCUGUGACGGGUACCCAUAGUCAUGCAGGGCCCGGCGCCUGGCUAAACUAUCUGCUUCCGCAAAUCACCAGUCUGGGGUUUGAUCGGCAGAGCUACCAGGCCAUUGUAGACGGCGCACUGCUGUCCAUUAAACGGGCACAUGAGGGUCUGACACUCGGCACCAUCAGCUCGGGAACCACCAAGAUUUCCAAUGCCAAUAUCAAUCGGAGCUUGUAUGCUUAUCUCGCCAACCCCGAGCAGGAACGAGCACGCUAUCCCGACGACGUGGACAAGACCAUGGCAAGUCUGAGAUUCACCCGGGCAAGUGACGGCAAGCAUAUUGGAAUCCUGACUUGGUUUGCCGUUCACGGAACGUCCCUCCUUGGAAACCAGACUCUCGUUGCCGGCGACAACAAGGGCGUGGCCGCCUACCUUGUUGAGAAAGAGAUGCAGACCAAUGCUGCUUCCUGGAACGCUGCGCCAGGCUUCGUCGCAGGCUUCUCCCAAGCGAACGUAGGCGACACUACUCCCAAUGUAAAUGGCGCUUGGUGUGAGGAUGGAUCGAACCAGCAGUGCAAACUGGAGGACAGCACCUGCGGCGGAAAGAGUCAGGACUGCCACGGCCGAGGACCCUUCUUUGGUCUCAAUGACGGGGGUGCCAAAUCCUGCUUUGAAAUCGGGAAACGUCAGUCCGACGGCGCCCUUACCAUCCUACGAGGCGGGGACAGUCUGACCCCCAUCACUGGCAACGUCAGGUCGUUCCAUACUUUUGUAGAUUUUUCAAAGUUUACUUUUACCCUUCCUAAUGGCACCCUGGUAAGCACGUGUCCUGCUGCCCUCGGAAAUUCCUUUGCUGCAGGUACAACGGACGGACCUGGCGCCUUCGAUUUCGUCCAAAAUGACCCCGGAGCCCCCAAGAAUCCGUUCUGGAAUCUUGUAGGUAGCGCCAUCGCCCCUCCAAGCCCUAAGCAGAAGGCGUGUCAAUGGCCAAAGCCGAUUCUACUGAAUGUAGGCGAAGCCAAGGUUCCCUACGAUUGGGCUCCGAACAUCGUUGAUGUCCAAGUCCUUCGAGUAGGACAGUUUCUCAUCAUCGUUUCUCCCGGUGAGGCAACGACGAUGGCAGGACGGCGAUGGCGUGAAGCAGUAUACAAUGCCGCUAUUUCUUCGAACUUGGUUCGGAAAGAGACCCCUCCAAUCGUUGUACUUGGUGGCCCGGCAAAUACUUACACCCACUAUAUCACCACGGAGGAAGAGUAUGGCAUCCAGCGCUAUGAGGGUGCUUCCACUCUCUACGGACCACAUACACUCAACGCGUACAUCAAUUCCACGCUCACCUAUCUUCCGUACCUGGCCGAUGAUGUCCAAGGCACGAGCCCUGCCGGGCCUACACCUCCGGACAACAGGGACAGAGCCAUUAGCCUCAUAACAGGAGUGGCCUAUGAUAGUGCGCCCAUUGGGAAGAAGUUUGGCGAGGUCACCAAAGACGUUUCGGCGUCGUAUAGCCGUGGGUCUCAUGUCUCUGUGACUUUUGUUGGAGCAAACCCAAGGAAUAACCUGCGUCUCGAAGGCACUUUUACCGCUGUCGAAAGACAGGGUACCGGUGGACCAUGGACACAAGUCAGGAAUGAUCAAGACUGGGAGCUAGUCUAUGAGUGGAAGCGCCUGAACGGCUUAACGGGGACGUCGGAAGUCACCGCCACAUGGGACACUAGCAUUACGGGAGUGGAGAGCGGGACUUACCGGAUCAAGUAUUAUGGCGACUCCAAAGCGCUUGGAGGCAAGAUUACCAGUUUUGAAGGAACGAGUGGUGUGUUCACGUUGUCAUGAUAGACGAUGCUGUAGGGGUUUUCCUUGAGUAGCAUUGCGUUCUUUAGCUUAGGUUAUGUGUAUGCUGUCUGGAAUUAGACUUUGCAAUAAGCGAGGAUUGAUUGUAUUUGAGAGUAACCAUUGUUUUGUCGGUGGCCAUCUUCUUCUACAUGUGACACAGUGAAGGUCUCGCUAUGUAGAUAUGAAGCAAAAGUAAAGAGAAUAAAAAUGAAGAAG